UGCUGCCCCUUUUAUUCCAAAUGUUUGGAAGAAUCAGUGUGUACAGAGACGAGUCAUCGUCUCCUUUUGGUUCUUUGGUUCCUUUUGGUUCUUUGGUUCUCUCACAAACAAUAAGUACAACUAACUCCUGCUCUAUCCUCCGUCCCCUAGCCAGAGAUUUUUUUUUUUGGUAUUUUCUGUUUAAUUGGACAAUCAUUAUAGAUAUUGAAUAAAACUAGCCAUUUGCCAUGGUCAUCGUGGAGAUUUCAUCCCUUUUCUUAUUUGCUUCAUGCAAGUUUGCUGGCUGCAGUUCAGUGAGGGUCAGUUCAUGGAGGUCUCAACUAAAGGAAAUGUUUGAAGUCAGGGCUUCUGGAAUUUGGAACAGUCUAGACUAGAGGAACUAUGACAGUAGAGCAUUUGGCUCCCCUUUCAAUCGACGGUGAAGUCAGUUAUCAUUUUAUCAUAUUGUUAUCGGUUUUAACAUGCCAUUUACUCUUUUGCAAUUUGUUUUACUCCAUGAUUUUAUUUGUUGGUAUUUAUUUCGCGCAAGCUUUAAUCAAAUUGAUAUUUGUUAGUUUGGAUGUGCAGUCCUUUUUUUAUGUGAUAUUAAAAUAUUAUUAAUGUCAUUUAUAUUUCAAUCAGGGACGGCACAUUCUAGUUUGAAAUGUGUGUGCAUUAUCAUUAGCUUGAGCAAAGUAAAUGUGUGGAAUUAUAACGCAUUGUAUUAUUUGUAUAUAUUUAAUCGAGAGAGCAAGAGAUAUUUAGUUGCAUAUAUCAACAUUGCAAGUGCACCACUGCUGUGCAAGCGGCGAUGGUCCUUGUUUACAUGAAUCGCAGAGCGGCUCGCCCCUCCCACUCCUCCUCUCGUUUGGUAUGCUGAGCGGUGUGUCUGCCGCCCUGCAAUUUCAGCCUUGUUUAUUAUGGCGCAGACAUAUGAGGAGAGAUGAAUUCCGUAUCCCGAUUGUAUGUGUGUCUGGCUGUCUGUGCGUGUAAGGUCGUAGCACAUGCUCAGUUGUGUUUAAAAAAGAAAAGAAGCUAGGUGGCUACGCUGUGCGUGUAUGCUGAGGUCACAGCACAAGCUCAGUGGAUGCCUCUCCGGAGCGAUUGCUUGGUUCUCCAUUUUGAGCACCUAGAAAUAGGUGGGAGAGGGAGUUUAUAACAGCGCGCGUUUUGCAUAAAGUGUCAACGUCCAACCUUAGAGCUUGAUGUCAGUCAUGGACGAUUUGUUCAGUCCAAGGAGGUAGGUUCGCGAUCCUAUUCUCCUGCUCAGACGUAUUGGUACGCGAGUGUUCGCUCGACUCAUUUGCGCUUCGCAUAUCUGAAUAAAUAAAUGAACAUAGUUUGGAUACGUGUAUCGAUAAACCACACUGUUGCUCUAGAAGUAUUUGUCAGAAAGAAAGAAAGCUGCGAUAUCCUCGUUAUUUCAUAGGCAUUGAGCGCUGAGAAGUCUGUCACUCCAGUGUGUACCGCUAAUGUUACUGCAAAGCCAGCCGUGCGUUAUUUAUCCAUAAAAGCGCAGAUGCAUUUGAGUUUGAAAUGCGUAUCCAUAUAACUUAUCGACAUUUUAAAAGGAUAUUCUUUUGAGGAGAAUCUAACAAACGAUCUCUCUCCAGUUUGCUGUAGCCUCGGUGCUCAUGUUUACAAUUGAGAUGUCAUGGCGUAUGAAGAAAGAGCGUCUUUGUGCAUCCUCAGACGAGAGCAAAUUAAUUAUUCAUAUCUUUAUUAUCACGUCUAUUUUAAAGACGAUUCGUAUAACAGUCACGUGUGAUUACCUCCUAGCUAAGAGUCGAGUCUGUGAGUAUGCGCUACAAUUAUGUUAGUGUGCCACAGACUCUACAAUGAUUGGAUGAAUUUGAUGGAAGGGGCGGUUCUAGCCUUGAUUGCGCAGAAGGAAGUUUAGCAGAUACUUGCGCUUUUGUUUGGGUUAAAUCAUUUAGCAUACCGGCACGUGUUAUUUCUAAGAGUAAAUAAAUACCAACCUAAUAUUUAACUCUGAUAUGGGUCAAAUAUUAAUUGUUUGUGUCCGAAAGUUUUAAACUCUGCUACAUAUGAAGAGUAUAGGCCUAUAUCUUGAAUGGGUUCUACUACAUUUUAAUAGCAACUCCCUAAGAUAAAUACUAUAAACAAUAUUUGCUGUACAUACCAUUUCUAGUCUUCCACGGUAAUGAGUUUUUGGUUUUAAUAUUUUUUUCUCAAGGCAUUUGAGCCCAUUUUAACUUGACUACUUUAAUCAACAAGGCUUGUUUUUGUAAACUGGUGUAUUCUUCCCAGAAGUCUCUGUAUCGCUACUUCUCUUGUGAACUGCUGUAGCGUUCGGUACAGUUUUCUCUCAGAUGGUGUUCUGUGUGUCCUCAUUUGUCAUCCCUUCAAACUCCUGCCAAACACACCAUUGACUUGGCCCACACCAUACCACAACCAACACAUUUCAGAAUACUUUCUACCAUGCAGGGAUAGAGUCAAACAGUUUAUUCAGGCUUUAGUUGAAUACACAUAAGAAAUACAAAUUGUCUUGUUUUUUGCUGUUUCUUGUUAGUGAAGCUGGGGGAUGCAUAAUGGUAUGGUAUUUUCUACUGUUUAUAAUGCUCAAUUUGAUAACUUUAGUCACAUAUUAACAUCACAAUUAAUUGUAUUAAUAUGUUUAGGGGUCCUACGGUCCGUCAGCCAUAUCACAAAUACCACAUGGCAAAUGUUGUACACAUUUGCUUGCUUGGAGAACUUGUAAAAUGAGUAAGAGGCGCAAAGGAUGAACCAGAUUACCCCAUAGGUGGCACUAUAAUCAGCGCUUGAUUGUCAACAUUUUAAAGGGCUGCCAUUUCCACGAGGAAAUAUGCAUGAAACUUUGUAAACAUUCUCCGUCCAGGAUGAACAACUAUCUCACUCCAACCCAUGUGGUCAGACCGCCAAUUGACCAUAACAACCACACAUCCAAAGCCCUUGUUUAUGAAAGCUUCAAACUUGGCCUACAUGUACCAGGGGACUGGGGGACUGUAUGGUGAAUGAUGACGCAUGUAUCUGCUCAUGUUCACCAAGCUUGAUUCUUUCUCAAAAAGUUUCAUGUUUUGGUUAUUGUCCAGUCAUGCCUUUGGAUGUUGGACUACCUUAUUUGUACAGACAUGUGACCAACAGGAUAACGUUAUUAUUACGUGUGGCAGCUUUCCUAGAACCCCGUCCAUGAGUAGCAUUUACACUAAAUCCAAUUAGUAUGUGUGUGUGUAUGCAGUGACAUGAUCACAUGAUUUUGCCAGUGUAAUGACUAUCACAGCCCACUAUGUAUGAACAAACUGCGUCCGAGAAAGGAAUAUAGCCCAGCAGCAACAGACUUGUACAUGCACAGAAGGUCCUAGACUCCUGCACCAAAACAAGCUAUCCAGUCCACACUAGGUGAUUCAUUGUAAACCAUUCUGGAGGUGUCUCAGCAGCAGAACUACUGCAGUAAAUAUAAAUAUUCCCUGGCAGACUGGGAUCAUUUUUUAGAUGCUAUCCGUGUCUUGUCUCCCUGCAUCUGCUAUUGAGUAUCUAUCGAGAGUAAGUAAAGGACUGUCUUCUCCCUAGUAUGUCCAAGUGCAGGGUACAAGGCUAAUGUUUUGGGGAGGCAUGUCAAAUGUGUCCAGCAAAGCCUGUGUUUUUAAAGACCGUAAAGUUACCGGAGGGACAGGGGCUCUAAGGUUUCAGCCAAGUCCCCCCCCUCGGCCAACUGCCAUGAUGGAGGGAGAGCUACUUGGGGUGCAAAUCAUGCUGACAGAUUCUGGGCCGCCCUGUGCUCAGCUGUAUGAAAGUCGGGCUGUUACCUAGGCAACAGGAGGGGAAAGGCUUUUCAAAAGGAACAUCUUGUCAUUUUCUUUAAUCCAUUGCAGCUGGAGAGUCAGAACACUAUUAUUAAAUUGCAGUUGCCAUGGCUACUAACAUUUGCACCGGCAGUCGUAUUUCAGAGGCUUUCUCCCUUCCUCCCUGCAUAGCCCCAGCCAGCCCCCUCACCGCCAGUUAGGGGAAUUCUUGUUUUAUUGCUCCAAGCCUGAGCCAUUGAAAUGUACCCUGACCAUUUUAUCCCACAUGCACGUUCUCCCUUUUGUUUCUUGAUAUUAAAUUAUAAAAUGGAAGGGAGUGUGUGUUUUUCUCACAAACGUUGCUUCCUUUAAGACAAAGAAACCUUGAUAAGAUGCAUCCUUUUCUAUUCCUCAUGGCGACUGAACAGCACUCAAGGGGAAAUAAGAGUGGGCCCCAGUCAUCAAGCCAAGCUCCCGGAGCUGCAGCCAUUCCCCUCUCCCGGCGGCCAGGCUGUGACCGAAAAUGAGGAGCUGGUCUGGAUGCCGGGGGUCAACGACUGUGACCUCCUCAUGUACCUCAGAGCCGCAAGGAGCAUGGCUGCUUUCGCAGGAAUGUGCGACGGAGGCUCAACAGAAGACGGGUGUCUGGCAGCGUCUCGAGAUGACACUACACUUAAUGCACUUAACACUCUCCACGAGAGCAGCUACGAUGCCGGCAAGGCUCUUCAGCGGUUGGUCAAGAAGCCCGUACCCAAACUCAUAGAGAAGUGCUGGUCCGAGGACGAAGUGAAACGCUUCAUUAAAGGCUUGAGACAGUUUGGCAAGAACUUCUUCAGGAUCAGGAAAGAGCUUCUUCCCAACAAAGAAACGGGGGAACUAAUCACCUUCUACUACUAUUGGAAGAAGACCCCAGAGGCGGCCAGCUCCCGAGCCCACCGCCGACACCGUCGCCAGCCCGUCUUCCGGCGCAUCAAGACACGCACUGCCUCCACCCCCGUCAACACGCCGUCAAGACCCCCCUCCAGCGAGUUCUUGGACCUCAGCUCAGCCAGUGAAGAUGAUUUUGACAGCGAAGACAGCGAGCAGGAGCUGAAGGGCUACGCCUGCCGACACUGUUUUAGCACCAACUCCAAAGACUGGCACCACGGGGGCCGGGAGAACAUCCUGCUGUGCACUGACUGCCGCAUCCACUUCAAGAAGUACGGCGAGCUGCCGCCCAUCGAGAAGCCCGUGGACCCUCCGCCCUUCAUGUUCAAACCUGUCAAAGAGGAAGAGGAUGGACUCAGCGGGAAGCAUAGCAUGAGGACCCGACGGAACCGCGGCUCGAUGUCGACGCUACGCAGUGGUCGUAAGAAGCAGACGGGCAGCCCCGAUGGCCGCGCCUCGCCCACCAACGAGGACCUCCGCUCCAGUGGCCGCACCUCUCCCAGCGCUGCCAGCACAGACAGCACGGACAGCAAGACGGACCCCAUGAAGAAGACCAGCAAGAAGAUCAAGGACGAGGCACCUUCACCCAUGAAGAGUGUUAAGCGACAGAGAGAGAAGGGUGCGUCCGACACGGAAGAACCCGACCGGGCCGGCCCCAAAAAGUCAAAGACACAGGAGCUGAGCCGACCGGACUCGCCGUCAGAGUGCGAGGGGGAGGGCGAGGGCGAGAGCUCGGACAGCCGCAGCGUCAACGAGGAGCUGAGCAGUGACCCCAAAGACAUUGACCAGGACAACCGCAGCUCCUCGCCCAGCAUCCCCAGCCCCCGCGACAACGAGAGCGACUCGGACUCGUCCGCCCAGCAGCAGCAGCUCCAGCUCCAGCUCCUACAACAACAACAACAGCAGCAGCAGCAGCAGCAGCUCCUGCAGGCCCAGCAGCACCCUCCAGUCAUCCACUGUCAACCGGGCACCUCCUCAGCCCCCGCGCCCCCCACGUCCUCUGCCCCCCUCAUCCCCCUGCCGCUCCCCCCUACAGCGGCCUCGGCCUCCUCUCUACCUCCCCAGCUUCACCCGCAGGCUGGCCCGCUGUCUCUCAUCCAACCGGGGGGCGCCCUCCAUCCUCAGAGGCUGCCGUCUCCUCACUCCCCUCUGACUCAGCCUCCGGGCCCCCCCCAGUCGUUACCCGGCUCACACCACGGGCCCAUGCCCCCCAUGUCUCACCCUCUACAGGCGGGCCCCUCUGGACACAUGCCCCACCCUCCUCAGGGCUUCUCCCCCAUGGGCCAGCCUCAGCUGCCGCCUUCCUCCAUCGCCAGCCAAUCGCAACCGCGGUCCCACACGCCCCCGUCCUCCUCCCAGGGCAUGGGCCAGCCCCCCCGGGAGCAGCCGCUGCUCCCCGCCCCCAUGUCCAUGCCCCACAUCAAGCCCCCGCCCACCACCCCCAUCCCGCAGAUGGCGAACCCCCAGUCCCACAAACACCCGCCCCACCUCUCGGCCCCUCCCUUCCCCCAGAUGCCCUCCAACCUGCCCCCUCCGCCCGCCCUCAAGCCCCUCAGCUCGCUGUCCACCCACCACCCGCCCUCGGCGCACCCGCCCCCCCUGCAGCUCAUGCCUCAGGGCCAGCAGCUGCACCCCCCUCCGGCCCAGCCCCCCAUCCUCACCCAGUCCCAGAGCCUCCUCUCGUCGUCCUGCCACCAGGCCCCCUCACAGCCGCCCCCCCUGCCGCCGUCGUCGGCCGCUGCUGCUGCACCCCCCGGCUGUGGCCCCCUGCAGUCGCCCUUCCCGUCCCACCCCCCUCACCCCCCUCACCUCCCUCACUCUCAUCCCUCCCUGCCCUUCAGCCCUACCCUGGCCCCCGCCGGCCCUCCCCCAGCCUCGACGAAUCCCAUGGAGCGCUGUCAGCCUCCCUCCGCCGCCUCUUCCUCCUCGUCAUCGUCGUCUUCCGCCCCCUCGUCUUCGUCCAUCUCCAUGCCCCUCCCCGCGUCCGCCUCCUGCACCAGCGGCGGGCCCCCGCUGCAGGCCGUGCACAUCAAGGAGGAGCCCCUGGACGAGAUGGAGGAGCCCGAGAGCCCGCCUCCGCCGCAGAGAAGCCCCUCCCCCGAGCCCACUGUCGUCAACACUCCCAGCCACGCCAGCCAAUCGGCGAGGUUUUACAAGCACCUGGACCGAGGCUACAACUCGUGUUCUAGGACAGACUUGUACUUCACUCCGAUGGCUUCCUCCAAGCUGGCCAAGAAACGAGAGGAGGCUCUGGAGAAAGCCAAGAGGGACGCGGAGCAGAAGAUCCGGGAGGAGAAGGAGAAGGAGAGAGAGCGAGAGAAGGAGCGGGACAGAGAACGGGAACGAGAAAAGGAGGCGGAGAGAGCAGCGAAAGCCUCCAGCUCUCACGACAACAGAAUGGGCGACCCCCAGAUGGGGGGCCAAGGCCACGGGCGGCCCUCCUUCGAGGGGCCCCCCACCACCAUCGCCGCCGUGCCGCCCUACAUCGGCCCGGACACGCCCGCCCUGCGCACCCUCAGCGAGUACGCCCGCCCCCACGUCAUGUCGCCCACCAACCGCAACCACCCCUUCUUCGUGUCGCUCAACCCCAACGACCCCCUGCUGGCCUACCACAUGUACAACGCCGACCCCGGCAUGCGGGAGCGCGAGCACCGGGAGCGCGAGAUGCGGGAGCGGGAGAUGCGCGAGAGGGAGCUGCGGGAGCGCAUGAAGCCCGGCUACGAGAUGAAGCCGCCGGAGAUGGACGGCAUGCACCCCUCCACCAACCCCAUGGAGCACUUUGCCCGCCACGGGGCCAUCAGCCUGCCCCCCAUGGCCGGCCCCCACCCCUUCGCCUCCUUCCACCCGGGCCUCAACCCCCUGGAGCGGGAGCGACUGGCGCUGGCCGGCCCCCACGGCCGGCCUGACAUGAGCUACCCCGAGCGCCUGGCGGCCGAGAGGCUCCACAUGGAGCGGGUGGCGUCGGUGGCCAACGACCCCAUCGCCCGGCUGCAGAUGUUCAACGUCACGCCGCACCACCACCAGCACUCGCACAUCCACUCACACCUCCACCUGCACCAACAGGACCCGCUCCACCAAGGUGGUGGUGAAUGCCUUGUGUGUCCUCCAGGUUCCGGGGGCCAUCCGCUAGCGAUGGACCCCCUGGGAGGAGGACCCCACUUGGCCCGCUUCCCCUACCCACCCGGUGCCAUCCCCAACUCCCUCAUGGGCCAGCCGCAGCACGAACACGAGAUGCUGCGUCACCCCGUCUUCGGGACCCCCUACCCCCGGGACCUCCCGCCCGGCCUGGCGCCGCCCAUGUCGGCGGCCCACCACCUGCAGGCCAUGCACGCCCAGUCGGCGGAGCUGCAGAGGCUGGCCAUGGAACAGCAGUGGCUCCACGGGCACCACCACAUGCACGGGGGCCCGCUGCCUGGCCAGGAGGACUACUACAGUCGACUGAAGAAGGAAAGCGACAAGCAGCUGUAAGGCCCGCCCCCCCCGUUUCCCUGAGGGGGGAGGAGCCUGACUGACAGACACGGAAGGACGUUGUUACGUACUGGUCUGGGGAGGGAGGCGAGAGCUCCUUUGAACACACAUUCAGUCACCAAGCGCAGAGCGGACGAGCGGAUCGUCUGAGAACUGUUUGUUUCGGCUUACGUUCCUGUCCAUGGACCUUUUUUUUUUCAAGACAUUGACUUUCUUUUGGUAUAUAGCCAGUAGUAACAACAUUCUCAAGGCUCCUGCAUGACAAACUUCCUUGACAUUUUUUGUAGGUGCUAGAACAAGACACUGUGCUUAUCAAUGACAACCACGAAAAAUAUUUUAAAAAAAUGAGACCGGUCAGACAGUUUAUGGAAAAUAUACAAGUGCUAUUCUUAAAUUCAACAUUUAUUUUAAUACAUUGUUGGGUUUUUUCAUAAUUUUAAGAAAAGCUACAGCAUGGCAUUUCUGAGUCUGUAAAUAGUAUAUAUAAACAUAUAAUUAUUAUUAUAAUUAUUAUUAUUACUACUAGGUGUGGACUCCAACCCAAGUCGUCUCAGCCUCCAGUACAUUUGUUUUUUUCGAAGCAUUAUCCCUUGUUUCAGAGGGGAGAACCAAGGCAUUACACAGGCAGCCAACCUUUUUAUUGUUGUCCUAUUCCCACCCCCCACUGCGAGAGUCAUGAUUCAAUGUGGACUUAUCUCGUUCAUCCAUCCAUCAACUGGUCCAUCACACACCACAUUGCGAGAGGCACCAGAGUGUCAGACCGGGCGAACUCAGCGUGAGUUAAACUGAAUUGAAAACACUUGAAAAGGUGACGCUGUGGUCACCGGGGUGCCUGUGACAAACACCCCGGGGCCCGACGGGGGAGGAGAGAAAAGACAAAUUGCACUGACAGAACAUCUUUGACCUCCAUCCAUUGGAUUCGAACGCUUCACUCAUAGAGCUGAGAAAUGGGCCGCCACACGUUUUAAUUUCGGACCGAACUGAGGGGUUUACGAGAGGGUUACUCCUCCGGGUCCUUUUAACGCCUGUUCUAUAGAAACAGAUUUUAACAUUUCACCACAACUGCAACUGGAGCCCUAUAAGACAUUUCAGAUGGCUUGGUCCUCAGCCGGUGCCAUAAGACAUGGUGUUGCUCAAACCAAGUUCUGUAUUACGGUUCCCGCCGUCAUGCUUCAUCCUCCAUCCCUGGCUGUUGACUGUGACACUACGGAGCAGAGGGUGGGUGGAGGGGCGGGUGGAGGGCUGUGUCCCCUGCACCCAGGACCCCCAAGAGAGGGACCACCGGCCUCUUCCAUUCCUCUGUGGAGGAUGUGUUGAGCCUGCGUGUGUGUAUGCGUGUGUGUAUGCGUGUGUGAGAUCGCUGACUGUUACAUGUAUGCUCACCUGUCAACCCAGUAUGUGUACGCCCAUGUGUGAUUUCUCUCCGGGCUCCCUGCCUUAGCAUACGUAACAAGGUUUUUGGUGGUCCUUGCGUUGUUUGUGCUAUGCACCAAGAACUAGUUAUCUUACUUUUAUACUUUAUAUUGAUACCCGGUAAACUGUGGCUACACUCGUUUUUUUAUUAUUAUCGUUUAUCCGUGAACGCGUACAGAGGUAGGGCUCUUAUGUUUGGAAGAUAUCACACUAUCUUACGUGUCUGGAAGCUUGCGGACGUAGGCCAGCUUAUGUCCCUUAAUAAUUAAGUCUGGCAAGCCCUGAGAGAAUCUGUUUGUCACUUCAUCUCAGUCAUCAUCUACCCGUCUCUCUCUCUCUCUCUCUGUGUCUCUUUCUCUCUGACUGUCUGUCUCGAUGUCUCUCUCUCACUAUGUCUGUUUCGAUGUCUCUCAUUAUCCUUCCUGCCUCAACCCCCCUGCCUUCCAAGUCCCUCUUUUCGUGUCUCCAAGAAGCUUUGAUGUUAAGUGUUGUCAAUGGUUUAGCUUCUUGUUUCAAAGCGGCAAUAGCAGAAUGUAAAUUCUGACUGCUAAGAUUUAUAUAUAUACUGGUUAUCUUGAAGCUUAUUGUACAUACUAGUAGUUGCCAUGGGAUGACACAAUGUAAACAAAAAGUAGAAAUAAUAAGAACAAUUGUGAGUCCUGUGUUCUCUCCAUUUGAGUAUUUUGUAUUUUUUUUUGGAAAAAUGUGUGGAAUUAAAAUAAAUGACUAAGUUACACCACAUCACAUGAGUUUAUUUAUGUUUUUUAAGUAAAGAGCAGCUUGCUUUGUUGUAGUGAUGAUCAGUAACCGCAUUAGCCAACACCACGAUAUCUGUAUGCUUAAGCGGUUUCACAGUCUUUGUACUGCACUCUAUUUUACCCCCAUCGCUAACCGCAAGGAAAUGUGUUUAAAAGGUCACUUUAUUAUACUACUGCCUGCCAUCAUUCACUCUUGUAAACUUUAUGUGCCUCAAUCCAGCAAAAAAUGUUUUGCAUAUUUUAAAGGCCUACUCACAUAUACCAAUAUUAUAGAUUUGCAUGCUAGUUCAAUAAUACAACGUCUAUUCUGAGAUCACCAUAAAGGCAAAUUAUCAAUGUGUUCUUGUCACCAAUUCCCCCACUUCCCCAUUGCAGAUGUAUUUAUAUUUUCUUUGUGGGACUCGGGUCGGGGGAAAUGGCAGCCCUAGUGCUGCAGGCUGUUUAGUAUAAUAACAUCAGAGCACAGCUAAGCCCGAAGCAACAGCUACUCUGCUGAGAUGUGGAGUGCUAUCCAUUGGCCAGCGCUGUCAUUUCAUCCUGGUUGGGCGAGUGAUAGACCAGCAAUCUGUUAUGAGGCGCCAUUCCGCGAUGGCUGUCAUAGUGCGAGGGAGCCAUUAUUUCUUCUCUGCUUUCUGAAAUAAUGCCCUGUCCUCUGGAGAGAGCAGGAGAAAUGGAGGUUGCUUGUUUGCUCUAUCCCGAGGCUGUCAUGCGACGAGAGGGAGAGGUGCUGCUGCUGCCUAUUGUUACCGGCUCCCCUCGCCUUCCCCGAAAGACACAACAAGACGUCAGAAACAAUGCAGCGCUGUGCUGCUUGAAUAAUUCAUCUUCCGUCCUCCUCGAAGAUGGAGCGACUGUGAUUC
This is a messenger RNA of Gadus chalcogrammus (walleye pollock), 11169 nucleotides long. It is a transcript of the gene rerea, whose product is annotated as arginine-glutamic acid dipeptide (RE) repeats a. Gene Ontology annotation, cellular component: nucleus. Gene Ontology annotation, biological process: regulation of DNA-templated transcription. The transcript has 17 exons. NCBI's taxonomy places the organism in Eukaryota, Metazoa, Chordata, Actinopteri, Gadiformes, Gadidae. The coding region runs from base 4284 to 8138 and encodes 1284 amino acids. Gene Ontology annotation, molecular function: chromatin binding; sequence-specific DNA binding; transcription corepressor activity. The record is from RefSeq and is a predicted model, not a curated record.